ACUGCUGCAUUUUCAAUCAAUUGAUCACUACCAAAUUCAGGGUAUUUUCGGCAAUUGGUGAGACAGUACGACCCUUUUAGGCGAGAACUUCUUACUUACAGAUGUUCCCAUGGACGAAAGAGAAAUUGUGGCAGCGCAUCAGUUGUACAUGAAAGAUGUGUAACAGCUUCAGCGCCAGUUGUUGAGUGUACCCUCAGAAUACGAACCGACCUGCCAGGACUUCCAGACAAUAACAACGUUAGCACUUUAGGGCUUGGGAUGAUCCCAGUUUCAUCCUCUCAGGUUACUACUCUGUGAUCAAGCUCGCUACCUGAUUAUCGCUGUCGCGCGUCGCAGCGCUAAGCAGGCGCCAUGGCGGACCUUGCCGACGUCCUGAACGACUUCCACCCGUCAGCGGGCAGGGUUGAAACGCUUGAGCCGGUUGCACAAGCACACUUGCCGUUUGCAAGGGACCUGAGCACCGCCGACAGCUUACGGCUCGAGGAUUUACUAUCGGCAGGUUCCUUGACUCCAGCAGCUGUAGAUGCCACCUUUUUUUCUUUCCACGGAAUACCCAGCUUGUCCGAGGCGCAAGAAGCCGGGCUGCCGCAGAAGCAGACUACAGGAGCUCAUCCUUUUCAGCACAUUUCGCCCUUUGGUUCCCAGGUCUCGCAGGGACAAGGCUUUGGUCCAGUUCAGGCGACGCGGCAUGACUGGAAUCCACUCGAACAUAACAACCAGACCCAGAUGCAAACCCACCUUGGAGGUGAGCAAGCGCCACACCAGCAGCCAACGCAGCAGGCGCAGCCACAAUCCAACCAUCAGCAGCAGCAGCAGCAGUUGCUAACCCCACGUGCUCAGCCGCAGGCGUCGCAACAGCCGAAUCAGCAACGGCACCAGCCCCCGUCAACACCCACGCAGGCGGACACUACUGCCAGCAAUCAGACCCGGCUACACUUCUUCCCUCCACCGCCCAUACCUCAGGGAUGCCAGUCCCAGCAGCAUAUGCAGCAGCAGCAGUCGCCGACUCAGGGAAUGUUGCAAACGGAGCAGUCACAAACCACACGCCUGCACCCUCAGGAACAGCAGAUGAAUCCAACGUCGCUGCAAGCCACGCAGCAGCUACAGAUGCAGCAGCAACAACAACAACACCAGUUUCACUGUAACUCGCAAUACUUCUCCCAUCCACACCAGAACCAGCAACCGCAGCAGCCACAGCAUCCGCAGCACUUUAUGACAGCUGCGGGCGUUGCGAAUGGGUCCAUGGGCCAACGGACAACUGCCACCAACACAACUGCCUCUAACGAAUCCAACGGCAGCAACAGCAGCUCUGGUGACACACACGGGGCGCCAUCAACGAACAGAGACAGCAGCACUGCUGAGAGCGAUCCCGGUAGCGUGCAAGGCAGCGGCGGCACAACACCCGGCGGCGGCGGCGGCCUGCUAAUGACGAUGGCGAAUGCGGAUGCGACGGCGACGGCGACUCAUCAGUCCAGUGACGACGCCGUCGGCAUCAGCGACAUCGGCGGCGGCGGCGCGUCAAUGGCAAUGGAGGGUCUGACGGGCGACGAACCCGAUGGUCGUUCGGACGGCGACGCUGCCGGCUGUUCUGAGGGCAUCAAACUUCGAGAGGAGGACCAGCAAGAGGUGGACCUGUUCGUCAACCUCGCCUGGGACGCCAACUACAAGGAAGAAGACACGGCGCGACUGGAAUUCAAGGGCCAGUCGGUGGGUGCGCGAACCACGGGUCGGCUGAUGGCCGCCGCCACGGCGCAGCUCAUGAAGAAGGGCUCGGCCGCCGUGGCGAGCGGCGAGUGCAGCGGCCUGAGCCCCACGAUCCGAAGCGCCAUGGAGCGCAUGCUGCCGGAGAAGCGCUCGGACGCGCAGCUAGACAGCAGCCGGCGCACCAUCUUCUUGGCUGAAGCCCUGCGCCAGAUCACCGACGAGCUCAUGAAGGCUGGCGUUGACCCACGGGACAUUAUCGGAGGUAACGCCGGCAAUGCAGCUGCUGCCGCCGCUGCGGCAGCGGGUACAGCUGCGGGCGCCGGUAGUGGCGGCGGCGGCGCCGGCAAUGCAGCCGCCGGCGACAUACUCGUCUCUCCCUCCCACAGCCGCAACAGUGCUGGAUGCGCAGGCAUCGGUAGCGGCGGUGAUACCCUUGGUGUCGGCGGCGCUACAGGCAUGACAUUGCAGUCGGCGGCGGCGGCGCCACCGGUGAUGUCUAUGGCUGCUGCGCUCCCACAACCUACGCCAAUGCCGGAGGCCCCUGCGCCUCAAAUGCAGCUGCAGCAGUUGAUCCUGGAGGCCAUUCAAGAGCACCAACAGCAGCACCACGGCGGCGGCGGCGGCGGUGCGUCAGGAGAGGCCGGCAUCGGCGACGUCAACAUUGAGGAGGGCGUCACUGAGUUGCUGCAAGAGGCCUUCCGGGCUUUCGUGGAGCAGGAUGGAACUAUCAGUGGCGGAGGUGCCGCAGCCGCCGCUGCUGCUAUUGCCGCCGCUGCUGCCGCUGGAGGUGCCGGCAACGGCGCCGCGCACGGCAGGGCCGACGACGUUGACAUUUGCGCGAUUCCUGGUAUGAUGGAUUUCGUUCAAGGGCUACAUCUGCCGCUUUCGCCGCCGCGGCAGCAGCAGCCGUCGUCCAUGCAACACGGUGACGGCAGCGGAACGGCACGAAUGGCAGCGCCAUCGCCGCCUCCAGCGGCGGAGGCGCCGCCGCCGCCACCCGCGCCAAUGCCCUACCAGCGCAUCGCUGGUAGCGUAACCAUGAUUGACGCCUGGGUUGACGAUGCCGAGAUUCUUGCCGCGGAGCAACACCACAGCAAUGCGGCAGCGGCUGGCGGCGCCGCCGCUGGCGGCGAUGCUGACGGCGGCGGCCGCACGCUUCGGGACUCUAACACGUCGGACGUCACAGGAGCCAUGUGGGGCCCUGCCGGCGGGCACGACAAACCCUCCGCCUCCAUCGGCGGCGGUGUCAACGGUGAUGUGCCGACGUUUCAGUCCGCUGCAGCAGCCGCUAGCGGUGGCGGCGGCAGCGGCGCUGCCGGCGGUGGCAUGCGCUCCGCGUUUGCUACGACGUGCAACAGCCCGCCGCCAUCACCGCCCCGUCAUGGGACUGUCAGUCCGCCCCGAUUGAGUAACGCGAUGUCAAUUCUUCGCCAGACAAGUGCCGGCUUGGGUAACCCCGCCGGUUACAUGGACAUGAUGAUGAGCACUGAGUUCCUGUGGGACCUCCAAGACCCGCUCAUGGACGGCCGCCUCCCCUCAAUCGCCGAUAAGUUCCUCAUGUCUAUGGACGCUCUGCCCACCGUACCGUCCAUGCCGUCCCUCCAGCUGGGCGCCGUACCGCUGCCACCCAUGCCGCCGUCAUCAGCUGCCAAGGUCCCGUCGGCCAGUGACGGCCGCGAGUAUGGCGCCGGCGGAGGCAGGCGCGACGGCAGCAGCGCCGCGGGGGCGACGGCGGGGCACUGCCCGGAGGGUCAGCACGGCGACACGGAUGUAAUCGCUCGCGUGAGUGUUUGCGGUGGAGGUGGCGGCGGCGCUGCUAAUGCCACUGCGCAGUCCUGCUCCUCGAACCCACAACAGCAGCAGCUGCCUAAUGGCGGCAGCGCGAAGGGGAUGUUGCCGCAUGGGUGUACGACACAUGCCGCGGUGGGUGGAACGGCAACGCCGUGCGGCGCUGCCGUUGACCAUCAGAUGAUGGCGUUUGACUUUGACGUUAUGGUACGACAACAGAUCUCCGCACCCGCCAUCCUCACGUCGGCUGGCGGCGGCGGCAGCGGCGCUGGUGUCAUGCCCUCCCCGGCGUCGUUUGUCAGCAAGAGCUUGGCCAACAACAACAACAACGCCUUCCAUGGAUACGAGAACCAUGCUUCCGGCUCCGGCGCUGCUGCUACCGGUGGCGAUGUUCACGAGCACCACCAGCACCAGCAACAACACCCUUUCAACACUUCCUUUGCCCUCGUGUCGGCACAAUACGGCAGCCACGGCGCAAUCGACGCGAUCGCAAACAUGUCCUCGUCGCCCUUCACCACUGAUGUUUGUGCUGGUGGCUGCACCGCCGCCGGCGGCCCCUCGCCGGUCGGCGGCAAAACCCAUUUGUCGUACGGUUCCACUCCCUUCAGCCACAGCCGCAGCACGGGUCAUGGUCCUCCAGCACAUAUGCGAUAUGGCGCCGGCGGCGCCAUUGGCGCCUUGAGCGACGUCGCAUCCGCGCCGUUGCUGUGGGACACUUACGGCAGCGUUGGCGGUGGCGGCGGCGUCGGACUAGACAAUAUGGCCAGCGCGCCUGAGCACAGGAACCUGACCGGGUUUGCUUCCGGUGUCGAUGGCUCGGUCCCAGCUUCCUCUGCCUCUGUCAGCGGCGGCUGUAACGGCAGCGGCGCCUUCCCCAUGCGGGCUCGGAGCGUGCAUGGCGUGGCAUCCGUCGGCGGUGCCGGUGCUGGCCCUGCCUCCGAGCCCCUCCACCACCAGCAGCACCCCUCGUACAUGCAAGCCCAUGCGCAGCAGCCACACCACCAUCCUAAUCACCACCAGAACUACCACUCCUCUUCACCGCUGCCACCGCACUCUCACUCUCACCCCCAACACCAGCAGCUACCCGGGGUUCCAAGCCCUGUGGUUCAGAACCAGCAACCACCCGCCAGUCCGCAGUUGCUGCAGCAUCCGCUAAGCCCUCUGGGCCCCCUCAGUCCCCGUCCGCAGCACCCACAGCAAGGGCAGCAGCAGCAGCAAGCGGGAUUGUACGGCUGCAACAGCCCCAGCAACAUUAGCGGCAGCCGUCGGGGCCGGCAUGAGGUGGAGACGCUAGGACCUUGUGAGGCUCUAGACGCCAACGGCAGCAGCGGCGGCGGCUCACAAAACAAGAUCCGAGGCCUAAGCGAGCCUGAUCUGGGUCAUCAUCACCCACAACAACAUCAUAUCCAGCCCCAGCCACAGUCAGCAAUGGCGGCUGCUGUCGCCGGCGACCAGCCACAGACCCAGCAGCAGCAUCUGCAACAGCAGCAGUUGCAUCUUCAACAAAUGCAGCAACACCUGCAGCAACAGCAGUUGAUGCUCGGGUCUCCCUCGCACCUGCAAUCGCCUGGCAGCGGGAGCAACGGCGGCAGUGCUAUCGCCGCCAUGACGGGAGCUUACUCGGCCCCCGGCAUGCCAUACCUGACGUACCUUGGCACUACUCCCGUCGACGUCAGCGGCGGCGGUCUGCAACUCGCUCGCAUCUCCGUGGGUAACCAGCCGCCGUCAACGCCCACGGCAGCGGCGGUGGCGCCGCCGUCGGCCCCGUCAAGCCCCGCUGCUGGCGGCGGCGGUCGUGGCUCAAGGGGCGGUGGUACCGGCGGCGGCCGCGGUGGCCGAUUCGGUCGCUCCUCAGCGCCAGCGGCGGCUCGUAGCCCACGUGGUGGCGGCGGAGGUCGCGGAAGGUCUCGCGGCGGCGCCUCUGCCAGCACGGCAACGGGGGCGGCGCCUGCCGUACCAUCGCUUCCCAGUGCCUCCGCCGUGGCGGCAGCGAUUGGCGAGCUAAUGGGUAUCGACGGCGGCGUCGGCGCCUCCGUUGGUGUCGGCCUUUCGGAAGGCGUUGCUGCUGUGGCGGCGGCGGCUGCCGUUGCUGCCGGCGUCGUCUCCGGCGGCAUUGGUGACGACGGCUCACCCAUCGCCGGCGACGGCGCCGGCGGCAGUGCGGCUGGCACCCUCCGCCGCAGUCGCCGGGAGAACCGCGGGAACAAGCUGACAUCGCUUUCGGGCGGCCGUGGUGGGCGCCGGGGUCGCGGCGACGAAGACGAUGAGGAUUACGACUCGGAAGCCGAGGACGAUGACGGGCUGAGCUCCGACGGCGACGAGAGCGGCGGAGGACGAGGUGCCGGGGGCGGCGGCGGUGACGAUGACGGCACUGGCGGCCGCGGCGGCAGCGGCGCCGCUGGAGGCUAUGUGGAUGAAGAUUCAGUGCUUGUCGUACGAGCGGUCCGUGACGGUGUACGGCGCGAGAUUACCAAGGGCGCUUUGCGCAAGGUCUACCACCUACCCAUUAACGAGGCUGCUGCUGCGCUGAACAUCGGCGUCACCGUGCUCAAAAAGUACUGCCGCAAGUUCCGCGUGCCCCGCUGGCCCUACCGCAAGCUGCAGAGCAUGGCCAAGCUGAUCGAGUCUUUCCAGCGCUACAAGCGCAACGCCAUCUCAAAUGCUGAUCUGGAGGGGGCGGAGCGAUGCGAGGUGGUGAUCCAGAGCCUGCUCAAGUUCCGAGACGAGGUGUACGACAAUCCUGACAAGGACAUCGACGAAGGCGUCAAAAAGCUGCGGCAGGCCAACUUCAAAAUCGAGUAUCGGCAGCGGCAGGGUCAAGGUCAAACCGGCGCGCCUCCCACCACGCCCACCGCUGCAGCCGCUGCAGGCUCCCUGCUAGGUGGCUUCGGAAGCUCCGACCUAGGACGGGACUUCGAGACCCUCACAGUCACUGGAGAAGGAGCAGGUAUGGAGGCUUCUGGAGGAUUAGCCGGUGGAGAGACGGCAGUAGACCCGGCCGCCGCUGCUGCUGCCGCCGCAGCUGCUGCCGCUGUCGCCAUUGCGGCUGCUGCCACUGCUUCCAACGCCGGUGGCGGUGGCGAUUGCGGCAGCAUCAAUUGAUGGAGUCUCCGAGACCGACCCAUUGCAUGUGAUGCUGUAUGCGAAUGAAUGAUGUGUUAAGGAGAAAGAGCCUGUGUGCGCAUGACUAUGAAGGGAUGCCGUACCGUACCUUUUCGUUCGCUUGGUGGUACGUACAUACGUGAUCUGUGUUUCCUUGCGAGGGGAAGCACCUGUGUCGCAGGUGGGGAGGUGGCAUCCGCAUCAUCGGCAUCAUGUCUUAUAUCGUAAUACCUGACCAUUACCAUCAUCAUCAUCAUGACCAUUACCAUCAUCAUCAUCAUGAUACAUCGGGGUCGUCCCUGUUUGCUCUCAUUUAUGCGCGCACGUGCUGCUGGGGUGAAAGGGAGGUGGCGGCUGUUGGUCCUUAUUUAUUUUUCCCGCGUGUCUCCUUCCAGCAGCAUAACAUAAUUACAUAACAACCAGAAGUUGAUGCGGUUACGGAGCGUGGCUUAGUAGUAUAACGGCUGUGUACGACGGCGGGAGAUGAACGCGGCCUGUGAAAGCUGUUGAGGUGUCGUUCCCUUGUGGGUUAGUAACAGUUGGUUGUCGAAGAUACGUGUGCACAGGUAGUGUUGUCAAGCGCCGUAUAACGCGAGGAACCAAGUCUGCAUCAAUCUGGAAUCGUACGGCGCACGAUGCGAGUCAGUUGUUGCGGGAUGUUAGCGGCGGUUGAAUACAAUACAUUUGCAGGUGGAUGUGAUUUGACGUGAUGAGGGUGCUUUCUUUGGGACACAUGCAUGCAAUGCAACUCAGGCAUGUACGCGUGCAUGUAUGCAGGAGUUAGGGACGAAGAGCUGAUAGCCUGCCUGUGAUAUGGAGUGGCAAGCUUGCUUUGCAAGAAAGGGCGUCUUCUGCAUGUCUCUAUAUGUGAUGGUAAUGUGAGCACUGUUGCUGCGGCUGUGAGUGCGAGCAGGCGAGCGUGCGAAAAUUGGUUAUAACUAACAGACGCCUUUAUCCGUUGAUGCACGGUGGUUGAUGCUUGCAUGCGUUGAGAGUAGGUUGAGCAGGUGUGGUUGCAACGUACGGUUGUCGGCGGUGUCUAGUAGACGUAUCCCUUCACAGCUGCUUAUUGGGCUUCGGCGUACGAGGACAUGGUCUUGAGGGAGGAUGUACAAGCUGAUGUGGUGUGGUGAGUGUACGCGGCUUAAGGCCCCUUAUCUCGGCCCGGUUUACCUAAUGUUGCCUAAAGGAAAGGGCGAGAACGGGAAAUGAAGUUGCUCUGGAAAGCGAAGGGUUGGAUUUAUCCUGUCCGUGGGAGGCCUGGGAAUCUUGCUGUGGGUGCGUGAAAAGUCAGGUGGGCCACACUGAGUUGGGGAUGGGGUGCUUCGUUUGCAAAUUUUUUCAUCUGAGGAGAGAGACAGGGAAGAGGAGAGUACCUCUUGUAAGUGAGGGAGGUGGCGUGCGAGUGCGUGUGGGUCCGCAGCUGGCUGUCCGUUGGCGAGUGUGCCGUCUACCAUUGAGCACGUGCGCAUGUUUUGUGAUUCCGGGAUGAGAAUACAACGAAAGCCUCCAUUAAUUAUCUGUGGUGGGGCGUAAUGUGUGUGUACGUCCUUCCAGCCUGCUGGUGUGGGGGCAGAGCAACACGGAGCGGCGAAGGAGGGUGAGGGGGGGGGGCGACGCAAGAGAAGCAGGAGGUCAAAGAGGAAGAAACUGGCUAGCCGUAUGACAUGCCUACACUAGAGAAGCAGGAGGGGAGGGAGAGGUCGGGAGGAGUGGAAUAGCGGCGCGGACGCUUGUCUGCCUGCAAGUAUGCUCAGCACGAAUGGACUUGGAAUUCCAAGGCAAACGAAUGGGCCGCCGGCGGCGCUGAUGCUUUAUGCAUGGAGGGAGGGUUUUUGCCCAUGCGCGCAUACAUUCUUGUGGCAUGCGGCAUGGCUGCGGGUAGGGAACAUCCUUGUAUGCUUUCACGAGGGAGGAGGGAGAGUUGUUGCUGUGGUUGUCAAUAAAAUCGUUGUUGCGGGAAAGGACAGGACCUUUACAAGUUUGCAAGUGCAAGUGCCUUUCAGCAUGUAGCGCAGGCAUGAGCAACCACUAGCCGCCACGCCGCCAACCUAGAGCCCUUCGUUUCCUAGAGCGCGCGACGGCCCUGCUGCAUGCCGAGUGAGGAGGAGGAGGCGCGUGGAUAUUCCAGUAGGCUGUAGCAAGGAAGCGAGCGUGUGAGCAUGCGCGUGCAUGAGGGACUAGUCCUCGCGUUUCUGUGUACGUGCACUGGUAUGUGUACGGCGGGCGGUUGCCCAGCGGUGUACGGCGUUUCACUGGUGGAGUGUGAGACGCGUUACGUGUGCGGCAGAGCGUGCAAGGUGCGGACGGAGUUAUGACUCGUUGAGGACCUAGCGCACCGGUGAGCCGUGAUGAAGCAGUUUACCGGUCGUUUCGGACCGUAUUGUCGUUUCGGCAAGUGUUGAGAGACACGUUAGGGCUUUUGUGAUAGGGCUAGGGCAGGGUUACGCUGUUUCUAAGGGAGAGGUGGGAUGCUAUGAAGGCGGGUUUGGUGGAUGCACGGAUGGGUAGGUGGUUGGGUGGUAGAAGUGCUGUUCCAGCGGUUCUUUUGUAGUGGGUGUUGCCAACAGUCUUCCCUAUUGGCAUGGGUGUUUAAGGGUUGAACGUGGAGAUUCUGGUCAUGAUGCCUGUUUUCGUCCCUGCUGCUUGCAAGUUUGCUUAACUAAUGUUCCCUUACCGCAUCUAGCAGGAUUUCCAACGUUGUCUGACGGGGUUUCCUCAAGCAACAACAUGAGGACGAAGAGCUUAGUGCGGCAACUCAUGGCAGCAACAUAUGGGCCGCAGGGGCCCGGAUUACCCUAAAAUUGUGUGUGCUUGCUCCAUCCCUGGUUUGCUUGAAAGCUUGUGUGGACUUGGUGCGUCUUGUGCGAGUGUGGAGGGUGUGAGCGGCGUACAUUCCUUUCGGGUUCCUUUGCGUUCCCAGGUCCCCUUACCUGAGUCAUGGCGUUAAUUACAUAACUGGAGAUACAGCGAGGUUGGGCCUAUCGAGGAUAUACAGGCUCCAGGGCUCCUUAAAUUUCCCGUAACUGUUGGAGUGUUGACGUACCGGUACAAAAGGUUGGUAAAUGCCUUGCCUUAGGCGCCGCGCGUCUCUCUUAUAAAGUGCAAGGCCUUACUAAUAAGUUUAUAGGAGUAAAUUGAAAAGCGAGCGCUAUUGUUGCUGGUUAGGUUGCCAGCUGUUCACUUCGACACGUCAAAUUUAAACGAAGGAUGUGUUGUACUGUUUGGGGGCCUGCAAAGCGACGAUUACGGUGUGGGAACGCGAUUCUUUACUGACAGGUGAGAUGAUAGGUGGCCGGGUGUGCCGGUUGUGUUUCAAGUCUGCUGGUAUUGAAGAGCCGUGUAAGGGGCUCUAACAUAUUUGCAUUAGACGCUUACCGUUGGUGUUUGGGGCACCUAACGCUUUCCUUUUCCACCUGGACGCCACUUUCAGUGUUUUGAGCUUUUCCUGCGACAAAUAAUGCCCAGUAAACUCUACGUGCUUGACUGUUCUUCGUGUGCUGUACAUCUCUGUAAAAUUAUCACCCUAA
Molecule: messenger RNA, 10124 nt
Organism: Astrephomene gubernaculifera
Lineage: Eukaryota; Viridiplantae; Chlorophyta; Chlorophyceae; Chlamydomonadales; Astrephomenaceae
Source: the annotation of a GenBank genome assembly